UUGCUUGGAGGGUUUUUGUUCUCUGACACGAGUGGGGCAAGAAUACGAUUGUACUUUUUGGAGGUCUUGCAGGGUGACUUGGCUUUAGCCCGUCGCUGGAGUUGGGGAUCAGCGGUUCUCGGGUACCUCUACCAUGACUUGUGCAACGGCGCGAUGUGGGAAACCAAACAAGUUGGCGGUUGUAUGCACUUGUUACAGAUUUGGGCUUGGUCGAGCUUUUCGAUGGUCCGUCCCUCAGCACUUCAGGUCAUUCAACAUGGCCAUCUUCCAUAUGGGUGCAAGUGGAUCGUCCCCAAGUCGUAUAAGGGAUCCCCAAGACAUUGCAUACGCUUGUACCGGGAUGACCUAGACCGCAUGACUGAGAGUCAGAACCCUUCUCACAAUGUGCCCACGACAGGCUACACCCCGACAGCACACGAUUGGGGUAUUGUG
This is a messenger RNA of Cuscuta epithymum, 432 nucleotides long. The record is from the annotation of a GenBank genome assembly. NCBI's taxonomy places the organism in Eukaryota, Viridiplantae, Streptophyta, Magnoliopsida, Solanales, Convolvulaceae.